CUACAAUGCUUUUUAUUUAUGAUUGUCUUAAAAUACGAGGACUAGAAAACAAUUAAAAUAUAAAAUAGAUAAGAUAUGCUUAUUCAAAAAUGUAACGCGUUAAGUAAUUAAUAUUUUUGGAUACAUCCAUCCAUAUAUAUCCUUCUCCAUUAGCUUUUGUUCUUCUGUUCCAAUUCCAAUUCCUUCUGAAAUAUUCAUCGCAAUUCGUAUCGGUUUAAAGUAAAAAAGCAAUGGGAGGUGGUAAAGACAAGCAUCAUGAUGAGCAAGAGAAAGGAUUUCAUGGUUUUCCAGGAGGUGGACAUUACCCACCUGCUCAAGGAGGUUACCCUCCUCAAGGUUACCCACCACAACAAGGGUAUCCUCCAGCUGGAGGCUACCCACCUGCCGGAUAUCCUCCUGGUGCUUACCCUGCUGCGCCCGGUGGUUAUCCUCCUGCACCUGGAGGUUACCCUCCUGCUGGCUAUCCUGCACCUGGAGCUCACCAUUCAGGACAUUCUGGUGGUGGACUCGGAGGCAUGAUAGCAGGUGCAGCUGGUGCAGCCGCAGCAGCUUAUGGAGCUCACCAUGUUGGUCACGCCUCUCACAACCCUUACGGGCAUGCUGUAGGACAUGGAGGGUAUGGCCAUGCCCCUGCUCAUGGCUUUGGCCAUGGUGGUCAUGGUAAAUUCAAGCACGGAAAGCAUGGAGGCAAAUUCAAGCACGGAAAGCAUGGAAAGCACGGGAAACAUGGCAUGUUUGGAGGAGGAGGCAAAUUCAAGAAGUGGAAGUAAUCUCAAAAACCCCACCUUUGAUCCUCUCCUCCAGUAUAGUCUCAUUACCUGACCGAUGUUUCUAAUAAUCCCCCUUCAAACAUAUUUCAUUUUAACUAUGUCGGUUUAGAGAUUACUGGUUGAGGAAAUAAUUGGAGAGUGCUAGUAUAAACCUUAUGGUAUCUGCAGCAGAGGUUUCUUUAAUCUCUCAAUAGUAGAUGCUUUGAAACUUAUCUAUAAUUUGGUAUUGUAAUGACAGUUUGUGUUUGGUUUUUUCUUCAGUAUCUUCUUUGUUUGAUCAUUUGAUGUUGGUGGAGUUCUCCAAAAUAUUUAUGCUAUUGUAGAUCCUAACCUUUCUAUCUUGUUAUUCUUCGUUUUUUGGCCAUUAUUUUCGUUUCGCUCCCGAUCCAAAUUCCAAAGUACUUCAACAAUAUCUUAUG
Molecule: messenger RNA, 1189 nt
Organism: Arabidopsis thaliana (thale cress)
Lineage: Eukaryota; Viridiplantae; Streptophyta; Magnoliopsida; Brassicales; Brassicaceae
Product: proline-rich family protein
Exons: 3
Coding region: 231-770 (179 amino acids)
Source: RefSeq, marked reviewed